AUGGAAAAAGUAAGCAAACUUUUUGAUGAAAUUGAUGAUGAUCUCAAACCUUAUGAUGGUGAGAUUGAUCUAAAUGAUCUUCAAGAUGCUGAUAAAGUGGCAGAAAAGCCUCCUUCUAAGCUGAAGAGUGACAUCUCAGAUGCUAAAUCAUCAAAUAAUAUGUCUAAAAUGAUAUCAAAGAGCAGAAAAAAGAGUAAAAAGCAGAUGAAUUUUAAUUUCAAUGAAAAACCAACAUUAAACGAAGAUGUAGGGUUCGCUCUUUUAGGUAAAAGGCGGAAUAUGGAAGUAAUUGAUCUAGAACAUGACUCUAUUUCUGAAGAAAGGAGAAGUAAUUCAUCCAAACAUGAAUCAGAAGCAGUUGUAAAUAUUUUUAAAAUAAAAGACUUGAAGGCUAUAGUUUCAUCCUGAAAAGAGAAUGAAAUAAUAUUAAAGCAUCCUGAAUUUGAUUAUGAAACACCUUUAUUAUCAGAACAGAAAUUAGAAGUCAAAUGCUUAUGCUGUUCAGAAUUUAAUCAAUUUAAGACAGAAAAUGUAGUUACAAAUUGCUUGAUUUGCCAAGGGAAAGAGAAAUUAGCAAAUGGAGAACUUGUCAAGGUUAUCAUUCAAUCACUUGAAGAAUAUGAAUAUGAGGAUAGUCUGACUCAGGAUUGGGUAAUAAAUCAACUUCAACAUGUAUUUCGGCUUAAACAAACUCUUGAACUCAAGUUUGUUCUAACUCAGAUCUAUCUCAGAUACAUAAAUGAAAUGGACAGAGGUAAUUUAAGAGAACUAGUUCUCUUAAGAUGCCUUGUUAGAGAUGAGCCAAUAUCAAAAUGCAUGAACUUGUGGAUAAUUGAUAUUCAACACUGAAAUGAAGAAAUGAGCAUCGUUCGCUUAUCAGAUUACUUCUAUUCUAUUAAUAUAGUUUUGAAGCCAAAAUAAUUAUUCUGAUGAUGAGUAUCUCCUUUUAAAGAUACAUGAUGGAAGUUUCAAAUUAGGAACAAAAAUAAAAUGCCAAAAUAUUAUUCCUUGUGAUAUUCCGAUUGAAAAUGCACAAGAGUAUGCAAACCCAAUAGUUAAUGCUCAAAGUCAUGAUACUUUUAAACUAUGUUACAACUCCUGUGUAGUCAUUGAUAAAGGUGACAGGAUAGGCGAGUGAGAAGCUCCUUUGUAUAAAUCUCUAUAUUGGAUUGAACAGCAAGGAGGAGCUACUUGUAAUAUUAAAGCAACUGUUGUUGAAGUUUUACCUAUUUUCUAUUUUGGAAUCAAGAGUUCUUAUACUCGAGAUACUUAUGAAUUCCUCCAGUCAGAUAUUUACUCUAAGAUCCAAGAAGAAGCGCAAUCUUUUGAAGAAAAUAUGCUAUUAAAAGAAGACAUUAACAUACAAAAGAUUGAAGAGAAGGUAAAAGAAGAAAACAAAUUUGAUGCAGUGAGAAUUAGCUUCGGUGUUUUUCUUAAAGACUUUCAAGCUUCAGAAGAAGAAGUUGAGAUCAUGCUUCUCAUAAUCUCAGAUUGGUCAGAAGAAAGAACUUCUGAGAUUAAGUCAGGAGAUGUGCUAAAUUUGAACUACUUAAUUCCAGAUGAUUUUGGUGCAAAAUUCUAUCCUUACCACUUAGUUUUCAAGGCUGGAAGAAAUUCGAACUUGACCAAAGUUGAAUUAACCGACGAUUCAGAAGAUAUUGAUGGGAUUGAAGUCUUUGAGUAUUAUCCUAAAUUUAGAAGUAAUAUCACCACAUUCCACAAGAACACUGAUAAUCGAUUUGAAUACCCUCUUUCUAAAUUUGUGAAUGUUAGUGGAGUUGUUGUAAAGAUAUUCGAAUGAGCUGAGCCAAGAAAUUCUGCAAAAGAAAAAGAAUUAAGAAGCUUCAUAAUGAUUACGAGCUGCUUAACCAUUGUUAGUGUGAAUAUUCAUUCAAAUUCUUUCAUCUUUAGCAGAUUCGUCAAAGAAGGAGAUGUCAUUUAUAUCCAGAAUCUUUGAUAUGAAGCAUCAAGUCAGUUUGAUGAAGAGACACAUGAAAGUGUCUUAUUGAACAAUAACUUUGAUAACGAAGAUGAAUCUAAGGAUACAAUUGAUCAAUUUCAUAGUUGAAACUUCACUACCAUAAAAAAGAAUUCUAGAGAGGAUAUGAUAAGUCAAGAUCUAGAUGACCUCAACGAUCUUGUUGAUGAUUACAAGAAUCACUUAAAAACAGGGAAAUAUCAGCAAAGAGCAAGAUAUAACUCAAGGAGAAAGAGUUCGAGAAAAGGAAGUAGUAGAAGAAGCAAAAUAUCACCACCAAGACUAGAGAACCCAUCAGAUACUAAAUAUUUUAACAAACUUGUGAUCAUAUGAGAAAAGAUGCUUGAUUGAAAAAUUACAGCAUUUAAUGAAGAAGAGAGAAAAUCCAUGAGAAGCUCAAGAAGCUCUAGGAGCAGUAGAAUUCGUUAA
Moneuplotes crassus is the source of this 2407-nucleotide messenger RNA. The record is from the annotation of a GenBank genome assembly. NCBI's taxonomy places the organism in Eukaryota, Ciliophora, Spirotrichea, Euplotida, Euplotidae.